Poecilia latipinna (sailfin molly) is the source of this 1732-nucleotide messenger RNA. RefSeq names its product elongation factor 1-alpha. Gene Ontology annotation, molecular function: GTP binding; translation elongation factor activity; GTPase activity. The transcript has 8 exons. The record is from RefSeq and is a predicted model, not a curated record. Gene Ontology annotation, biological process: translational elongation. NCBI's taxonomy places the organism in Eukaryota, Metazoa, Chordata, Actinopteri, Cyprinodontiformes, Poeciliidae. Bases 113 to 1501 code for a protein of 462 amino acids.
CGCAGCCCUCCCUUUAUGUUCAGUAUAAAAGCUCAACUCGGGUCGGGUUCGGUCCUUUUUGUCUCUUCUUUAACUCGGACCUUUUGGUUGCUGGACUAAGCCGGUCAGUAAAAUGGGAAAAGAAAAGACCCACAUCAACAUCGUGGUCAUCGGCCACGUCGACUCCGGCAAGUCCACCACCACCGGCCACCUCAUCUACAAAUGCGGCGGCAUCGACAAGAGAACCAUCGAGAAGUUCGAGAAGGAGGCAGCCGAGAUGGGAAAAGGCUCCUUCAAGUACGCCUGGGUGUUGGACAAACUGAAGGCCGAGCGUGAGCGUGGUAUUACCAUCGACAUCGCUCUGUGGAAGUUUGAGACCGGCAAGUACUACGUGACCAUCAUUGAUGCUCCUGGACACAGGGACUUCAUCAAGAACAUGAUCACUGGUACCUCCCAGGCUGACUGCGCCGUCCUGAUCGUUGCUGCUGGUGUUGGUGAGUUUGAGGCUGGUAUCUCCAAGAACGGGCAGACCCGUGAGCAUGCCCUGCUGGCCUACACUCUGGGCGUGAAGCAGCUCAUCGUUGGUGUCAACAAGAUGGACUCCACUGAGCCCCCUUACAGCCAGAAGAGAUUCGAGGAGAUCACCAAGGAAGUGAGCGCCUACAUCAAGAAGAUCGGCUACAACCCUGCCACCGUCGCCUUCGUCCCCAUCUCUGGUUGGCAUGGAGACAACAUGCUGGAGGCCAGCGACAAGAUGAGCUGGUUCAAAGGUUGGAAAAUUGAGCGUAAAGAGGGCGGAGCUACAGGUGUGACCCUGCUGGAGGCCCUGGACUCCAUCAUGCCACCUUCCCGUCCCACCGACAAGCCCCUCCGGCUGCCGCUGCAGGACGUCUACAAGAUCGGCGGUAUCGGAACCGUUCCCGUGGGCCGCGUUGAGACCGGCAUCCUGAAGCCCGGCAUGGUCGUCACCUUCGCCCCCCCCAACCUGACCACUGAGGUGAAGUCCGUGGAGAUGCACCACGAGUCUCUGCCCGAAGCUCUGCCCGGCGACAACGUCGGCUUCAACGUCAAGAACGUCUCCGUCAAGGAGAUCCGCCGCGGCAACGUGGCUGGAGACAGCAAGAACGACCCGCCUCAGGCUGCGGAGAACUUCACCGCUCAGGUCAUCAUCCUGAACCACCCGGGCCAGAUCGCCCAGGGUUACGCCCCGGUUCUGGACUGCCACACCGCUCACAUCGCCUGCAAGUUCAGCGAGCUGAAGGAGAAGAUCGACCGCCGCUCCGGCAAGAAGCUGGAGGACAACCCCAAGGCCCUGAAGUCCGGCGACGCCGCCAUCAUCACCAUGGUGCCUGGGAAACCCAUGUGUGUCGAGAGCUUCUCCCAGUACCCCCCACUGGGUCGCUUCGCCGUCCGCGACAUGAGGCAGACGGUGGCUGUGGGCGUCAUCAAGACGGUGGAGAAGAAGGCUCCGUCCGGCGGAAAAGUCACCAAGUCUGCACAGAAGGCCGACAAGAAGAAAUGAAUCUUCAUGCAGGACGUCCAGCAGAAAGCUGCAGCUCCUCCUCAUCCUCACCACCCGACGCCGUCUUCUUCUCUGAGGCAUGGAUCUCUACUCAAGGACUGGAUUAUGCUGAUUAAAGCCCAUCGCAAAAGUUUCCGCAGGAAAGGAGGCAGAUUCUCCGCCUUCAACUGGAAGCUCUGGUGUUAACUAAGAUGAAGCCAAAACAAUAAAAAUAUCACAGAAUCAAACACA